UUCGCUACUAAUACAUCAAAGUAUAUCCCCUGUAUCAAUUUGCCAGUGCGAGAUUUUCUACACCCAUACUGGCAGGAAAGUGGUAAAAACCGACCUCCAAGUAGAAGAAUGUGACUAUAGACGUCCAUUGUACUCGAAGUCGGACACUUUAUUUAUCUAUCGACUUGCAAACCGUCUCGACAAUGGGUAGAAAGACAUCAACGGCUAUGAUGCGAAUUGCGAUCGCAGGUGCUGGGGGCUUUGCAGCCCUUCUAAUCCGGGAGCUGUCUCGGACUGCCUAUGCCAUACUCGUGCUCUCAACGAAGGAUCACCCGGAAUUAGAAUCUAAUUUCGACUGCCAGGUAACCGCGGUCGACUAUUCAGACCUUGAAAAUCUCCAGUUCGCCCUUCAGGGCAUUGACCUUGUGAUAUCCACCAUCUCCGGUACAGAGCAGCUUAACCUUAUCGAUGCGGCUCGACGAGCCGGCGUACGCUGCUUCGUCCCCUCAGAGUUCGAGGGCUCCGUAAGCCAUAGACCAGCCGUAGGAACUGACCCUUUUGACAACGGCUCUUCGACGGCCUUGGAACAACUUCGACACUGGUCCCAGUCGAGACACUAUUCGAUGAAAUACACCGUUUUCUCGUGCGGCGUUUUCUACGAACGCUUUGCCCCUGGCGGCCUCCAAGCAUACAACAUGGGCGUCAGCUGUCGGAUCCGAAACCAGGGAGACUACAUGAUCGAUGUAGGCCUUGGAACUGCUGAGAUUCCGGAAACGGAUUCCCGAGGCCGCCCAGUGUAUGUCGUAAUGACAUCGGCAGUUGAUGUAGCACGAUUCGUUGCCGCUGCUGUUGAGCUGGGAAUCGACAGUUGGCCACGAGAGUUCAGAAUGCGUGGUUCUCGUUUGUCAACUCAAAGACUCCAAGAGAUUUGCAGCGAAGUCCGAGGAGUCGCUUUCAACGUUAUCAGGAGGCCAUACGAAGAAAUCGUGCAAUGGCUUCGCUACUACGAGCAGAACGGGGACGAAGUUAAAUGGUGCACGAUGCAGCAUCUUCUACAGACUGCGGAUGGUCGAUACACAUUCGGAGAAACGAACUUGAACGAUUCGGUAGACAUACAGCCAACAAGCUUUCGACAGUGGCUAUACGACACAUGGGGUCCGGCAUAGUAAUACCAUUGUCGACAACAAUAAUAUAACUAGGCUAACUACCCCCACCGCCGUUUUCUUCUGCACCUCGACUUAUUCUGCCCCUUUGAGAUCUGUUGGUCGCGUUUAUACUUGGGGCGGCCCGUUUCGAGCACCAUGUGUGGCCUGUCUGUUAUAAUAGACCCAUCU
Molecule: messenger RNA, 1313 nt
Organism: Daldinia decipiens
Lineage: Eukaryota; Fungi; Ascomycota; Sordariomycetes; Xylariales; Hypoxylaceae
Product: NAD(P)-binding protein
Exons: 3
Coding region: 183-1145 (320 amino acids)
Source: RefSeq, a predicted model, not a curated record